AUGCCUAAUCUAGCCAAAGCUGUGAAGCAUCUAGUUUUUAUUGGUGUUUACUUUUUUAUGACGUCUCCUAAGGACAAAAAGCGUAGUAGUCAACGUGUAUCUCUGGAUAUACUUAGCAACCUACCAGGGAAUUUAAUUGAUGAGAUUCUAAUUCGUUUACCUUUACAAGAUGCUGUGAGGACAAGCAUCUUAUCGAAGAAAUGGAGAUAUAACUGGUGCAAACUUCCAGAGUUAACCCUUAAUGAACAAGCUUAUAGAACUUCGGAGAAGCCAAUACUUCUUGCAACUACAUUUACAAACAUUGUCAACCACCUUUUGACCCUUCAUUCAGGACCAAUUACUAAGUUCACCCUCAACUUUGAUCCUUAUCUAAUACCCUGUCCUACAUUUGACAACUUGAUAUAUUUCCUUUCUAGGAAUGGCAUUCAACAUCUUGUUCUUAGACUUCCAUGGGGUAUUGAACCAUACAAAUUGCCUUCUUCAUUUUUCUCAUGUUUGCAGUUGAGGCAUCUGACUCUUCAAAAUUGCUUAAUAGAGCUUCUUCCACCGGCCUUCAAAGGAUUUCAUAGCAUAUCCCUCUUCUGGAAAAAGUUUCUCUUAUGCAUAAUCGUUUUCCUGUGGAGGAAGGACACUGAUAUUACUAAGUUUUUCAAGUCUUUUUCUGUUGUCCAGCAUCUUAAAUUGGAUGAUGGUAGUCUCAAGUUAUUUGCUGCAGGACCAGGUGGAGUACCAACAAGGCUUACUUUUGAUCUCAUCUCUGUCGAAAGUCUUCACCUUUCUGAUAUUUUUCUUGAUGCGUUGGAUGUGGUUUCAUGUGCUCUUUGCCUGAUCAGAAGUUUCCCAUAUUUACAAUAUAUGGAAAUUGAGGUUGGUGAUUGUUGUGAGGAUUAUAUUCCCGCUUUGGAAUGUCUUGAAGUGGAAGGUUUCUCAGAUGUGACAUUUAGUCGCCUCAGGGAAGUUAAGCUAAUAGGUGAUCUGGCCAUAGAGCCGGGGAUUCAGCUUGUUAAGCUUCUGUUAGCCAAGUCACCCGUGCUGGUGAAAAUGCUGAUAGAGACCUGGAUAAAUGAUGAUACUGCCGAGCAACUAAUUCAGUCUCUUGGCAAAACAUACGGAUUGGACGUUGUGCUAGCAGAAUUUCCACGUGCAUCACCUAAUGCAAAAGUUGUCUACAACGUUGAGUAUGAUCACCAUUUGGACUAUCUCCUGUAAUGAGGCUUAUGACAUGUACCAAUAUGCUAUGUUGUUCGGACUCUCCUAAAAUGUCGACGGGCGUGUGUCGGAUCCUCUAAAAAUAGUGCAUUUUUGGUGGAUCAGACACUGGUGCGACAAUAUUUUUGGAAAGUCCGCACAACAUAGCUGAUAUGUGACUGUUUAUUUCUGUGUUAUGUUGUGGUUGCUGUGUGUUAACCUAAAUUGUCCCCUAACUCUAGCAGCACUAAAAUGGAUUUUUUUUGUUGUUGUUAUUAUUAACCUUGAUAUUUGAUAUGUUCGUUAUUCAAUCUA
Molecule: messenger RNA, 1503 nt
Organism: Nicotiana attenuata
Lineage: Eukaryota; Viridiplantae; Streptophyta; Magnoliopsida; Solanales; Solanaceae
Product: F-box/LRR-repeat protein At4g14103-like
Exons: 5
Coding region: 1-1209 (402 amino acids)
Molecular function (GO): protein binding
Source: RefSeq, a predicted model, not a curated record